AUGAACGAUGAAUGGCUUGAGUAUCAGUAUACAAAUGAAGGAUGUCUUGAGUAUCAUGACCCUGACAUUGAUUACGAAAUAUUAGAUGAUAAUAAAAGCUAUCUCGAAAAUGUAUCAGUAUCUGAAAUACCAUCCACCUCUAAAACUACAACUGAUGAAAGCAUAACUACAAAUAAUGAGCAUAUUAUUAAUGACAUUGGUUUUGAUAAAGAAGCACUAAAUCAUGCAAAAAAAUUUGCUGCAUCUACACUCAAAAAUUUUGAACAAUAUGAAAGGGACAUUAAUUGGUUGGCAUUGGAUGAUGACCUGCAAUCAGAAUAUGAAUCAAUGCCAAUUAAGCAGCUUAUGGGGAUUUGGAAGUUAGAUUCUAAGGUUUUAGAUGUAGCACUCAAGGCAGAAACAGAAAAUGCAUUAACAAGUUUAGGAAAAGAUUAUCAAUUCAUUAAAUCAUCUACAAGCUCAAAAUUUGUUUGCUCACAUUGUUUUGACAAUGAAGGUGGACACUUUUUUCGACGUAGAGGAACAGGUGUAUCACAAUUUUCUUGUGUUGAAAAACAUAUAAAUGACAAUCAACAUUCCCUUUAUCUCUUAGGACGAUGGAUUCAAGAAAUGUCAACAGACCAAGAUCAAGAAUUUCAAGCCAUACUUUUAGAAGAGCAAAUUACAAAAGCUCAUCCACCAACAUAUUUUAGUAUUAGAGCUGCACUUCGUAUUAAAAAAGUUAAUUUACGUCGAUUGGAAGAAAAAAACAAGUACAUUGAUAUUAUAUUAAACCAAUUACAAAAAUUAGGAGAAGCUCUAGGAACUGUGAUUUGGCAAUUAAGAUCUGAGAUACAUACACAGCGAAAAAUGCUUGAAACACCAAACACUUUACAGGAAUUUCAUGAUGGAUUUCCUAAAUAUAUUAGAGAUCUAUUUGAUAAUUUUAUCAUUUUUAUUAUGCAAAAGAAGUGGAACAUUGUUCAAAAAAAAUGUAUACAACGUGGACUUAUUCCAAGCGAGUUUAAUAUAGAAAGAGCAAUUAAGAUAUCAGCAUUUAUACUAUCAUUAAUUUUUUCAAUGUCAUUUCCAGGCAUUAAUUUUUGGCUUUCUCAUAUAAUGAGUUCCCUGUGCAGAAAACCCAAAUUACUAAAUUCACUUUAUGCAAUUCUGUGUACUGCAAAUGUAGUCUCACAUACAAAUCGUUAUGAAAAGAAAUUAGAAAAAUUAAGAAUGAUUUUUCGAUCAAAUGAGGAUCUAAAAUUUAGAAUUACUUUAGUACAAUCUGAGCAAGAACAGCUAAAUUUGCUUUUAAGUAAAUAUGUAAAUGAAAGCUCAUUAACACCAAUAGAUCGACCUAUGAAAUCUCGUGAAGAAGUUCUUCAAAAACUAACAAAUCAAUUGUUAGAAGCAUUUGACUAUACAGAUCCUACUCAACACCAACUUUUUAGAGGAACAUCACAAAAUAAUAAUGAAGGGUUUCAAAAUCUUUUUGAAUGUUAUGAUCAUGGAAAAGAACGAUUACAACUUAUUUACAAACAAGACAUUGAAAAGUCUAUACCACGUAAUACUUCAGGUCAACGAAGUCAAAAUGUUGUUGUUGACACUUUUGCUCAACAACAGAAACGUCAAAAAGAAGAAAACCUAAAAAAAGGUAAUAAAAAGAGUUAUAAAAGUAAAUAA
Molecule: messenger RNA, 1662 nt
Organism: Cetraspora pellucida
Lineage: Eukaryota; Fungi; Glomeromycota; Glomeromycetes; Diversisporales; Gigasporaceae
Source: the annotation of a GenBank genome assembly